AUGACUGUGCCAAGCUUCAAGGUACUUGUCGUCGGGGCAGGACCGGCUGGUCUACUGCUCGCACUGAUGCUCUCACGUAAAGGCAUUCAAGUCACUGUGCUCGAAGCUGGCGACAAAUUGAAUGACCAGCCUCGUGCAACGCAUUACUCACCACCGGCCGUGUAUGAGCUUCGUCGAGCUGGAGUUCUUGAUGAUGUUCGCGCCGAAGGGUUUACGCCAAACAAAACAUGCUGGCGCAAGCUCGAUGGAACUGUCCUGGCUGAGCUACACAAUGACCCACUCGGAGACGACAUAGACCGAACAACCUGUCUGCCACUGAACGAGCUCGGCCAGGUGCUGGUUAGGCACUUAAGAUGUCAGUCUAGUGCGGAAAUCAGGUGGUCCCACACAGUUAGGGGCAUCGGACAGAAUGACCAUAAAGCCUGGGUGAGUGUGGAAACUUUAGACGGUGAGGUGACCUUGGAAGCGGAUUACAUUGUUGGCUGCGAUGGCGCCAACUCACGGAUUCGGAAGUCACUGCACGGAGAUUCGAAUUUCCCAGGAGAGACUUGGGAAGAGCAGGUUGUAGCGACCAAUGUCUACUACGAUUUUGACAAAUAUGGAUACGAGGAUGCGAACUAUAUCAUUGAUAAGGAGCACUGGCAUGUAGCUGCCCGAAUCACCAAGGACGGGUUGUGGCGUGUCUCCUAUGGUGAAGACCGGGGGCUUUCACAGGAGGAGCUGGUAUCUCGCCAGCCGAUGAAAUUUCUGAAAAUGCUACCUGGGAACCCAUCUCCAGAACAAUAUAAACUCGCCAACUUCAGCCCUUACCGAGUACACCAACGACUUGCUGUGAAAAUGAGAGAAGGCAGGUUUCUGCUAGCUGCUGAUGCUGCACAUCUGUGCAAUCCUUUGUAUGAAAUAUAUCUUGCUCGCGUUAACUUUAUCUGUCCUCUCAUAUCCUGA
Penicillium macrosclerotiorum is the source of this 945-nucleotide messenger RNA. Its product is annotated as FAD-dependent oxidoreductase. The transcript is spliced from 2 exons. Gene Ontology annotation, biological process: 3-(3-hydroxy)phenylpropionate catabolic process. The coding region runs from base 1 to 945 and encodes 314 amino acids. Gene Ontology annotation, molecular function: 3-(3-hydroxyphenyl)propionate hydroxylase activity; FAD binding. Lineage: Eukaryota; Fungi; Ascomycota; Eurotiomycetes; Eurotiales; Aspergillaceae. The record is from RefSeq and is a predicted model, not a curated record.